Molecule: messenger RNA, 2247 nt
Organism: Quercus lobata
Lineage: Eukaryota; Viridiplantae; Streptophyta; Magnoliopsida; Fagales; Fagaceae
Exons: 2
Coding region: 1-2142 (713 amino acids)
Molecular function (GO): protein binding
Source: RefSeq, a predicted model, not a curated record
AUGGCUUCGGAAAAGAGAGAAGCGGAGGAUUGUGUAGCAAGAGCAGAGGAUUGUGCGCCCAAAGCAUCAGCGACAAAACUAUACGUAUGUUUAAGCCAUACCUAUGGCCCUGUUAUAUAUUCAAUAUAUGAAAUUACCGUACCAAACCCUAUCCCUCCUCCCCCAACCAAAUCCGAAGCAAUAAUAAAUAGCCCCAAUCCACUUCCCACCCCAAACCCAAUCCUCCAACUCAAAAGUGUAGAAUACCCUGUUGCCAUGUGUUGCGUUCAGUUGGGUUCUAAGUUUUACUUGUUUGGUGGCAAAUACCAUGAAUUGGAUCCCCCAUCCGUUGAUCAGGAUGUCGAUAGAAAAUACCAGCAUGUAAAACGCUUCAUAUAUCCGCUAGACCUCUAUAUUUUUGAUCCCACCACCAAAAAGUUGAUAAAUGGUACACCCAUGAACACUGGAAAGGCUCACCCCUUGGCCUUUGUGAUCGAUCACAAGAUUUACGUGCUUGGAAGCACUUACGAAUUGCCAGACCAAUCCCAUUUUGACUUACUGUACCAAAAAAAACCACCCCGCAAACCAUAUAUCAAGAAUGACAUAGAAACCCAUGCUUUGUUUGAAGUCUAUGAUCCUGUAGUUGAUAAGUGGACAGUGUUGCCAAAUCAACCUCCAAUUAGGGACAACACUGAAUGGAGCUGGCAUUCUAUCGUGGGAAAAAAGGUUCUUCUUGUAGCUUGUGAGAUUAGCCGUUACUGCCUCUACUGUUUUGAUUUUGAUACAAAUCAAUGGGCAAAUUACCUAAACCUCCCUUUCUUCUCCCGCUUAUCAUUCUUUGGCGGGACUGAGUUUGUAGAAGGUACUCUUUAUGGAUGUCAACGCACCAUUGUAGCUGCAAUAAAAGACCCAUUAGCUGAGGAGGGGACCCUUUAUCAUCCCUCCAUCUCCAAGGAGAUGGAUGCUAUUUACCAUAAUCUUCCUCCAUUGGUUGACUCCUACACCUCAUCAAGCUUGCUUCACUUGGGGAAUGGGUUCUUUUGUUUUCUCGUGUCUGGGAAUCCCGAGCUUCCUAAUGAUCACUUUCAAUAUAUUGAUAAUUAUCCAGUCGGAGAUGACAAAAAGCGUGUUAUUAGGAUUGUAAUUUUUCAGGCCCUUGGGGAGACAUAUGGAGUGAAGAAGGACUAUGAUGUUGAGUAUGCCCGUGGAUUAUUCACAGCAAAAUUCAUGUAUUCUGCUCAUUGUGUCAUCAAUACCCCCUUCCCUAAUCAAGGUCGCAUUGAAGGCUUCUUCUCUCUUGGCUCGGUGUUUGGCUUUGGAGAUGGGACUCACCCUAUGUCUGCUGAUCACGGGAAGCCACCUGUUUCGAACUUGCCAUCCAAUCCACUUCUUGUUCCCCCAUCUGUCCCCGAUGUCAAUCCACUCCUUGUUCCCCAGUCUGUCCCCGAUGUGCUGCAGCUUUUGAUGGAUGACGCAAUGGCUUUGAUUAUUCAUUCUAUGGAGGAUGCCCAUGAAGCCACUACCCAAUCUUUGCCUCCCAUCUCUGUGGAGGCUGACGGGGUUAAGGAAGCGGGGAGUAUAGUAAUUGGUACCGCUAGUGCUGAGGCAGCAGGAGUUGAUGAUGCUGCUGAUGACAACAGUAUACAUACUAAUGAUGAUUUCAUUACCACUGCAAGGUCUUGGUUGCUAGGUAAGAGAAAGCGCACUGAUCACCCACAUCCUAGAUGGCAUCCAUUGGCGACAGAUGUAGAGAGUGUUAGGCUCACUAGGCCGUGUGAUGUGCUUGAAAUUACCAAGAAGCAUGACGUGUACUCUAUAGAGUUCACAGCUGUACAGUCUGAGAUGGCCUCUCUUAAACACGCUUGGGAUGCUGCAAACAGAGCUUUGAUUGAGGAGAGACAGAGCAUAUUUGGUCGCCUGGAAUAUCUUUACCAAUCAUUGAUUUCUAAACUUUUCAAUAUCCGAAGCUCUCAAGAUGUUGCUCAUUGUUUUGUGCCUCAACCGAUUACAUCUUUUGUUCCCUCAUCUUCCCAGCCUACUGUGCCACUUGCUAGCAAACCAUCAGGAGAUACCAGCUUUGGGAUGGAGACGCUCGACUUCUCUAAGUCAAUGCGUUUGUCUAGAUGCCACAUAACCAGAACUGAUGAUGCCAAUGACAAGUAAACUCAGGGAUUUCUUUUUGUUUUUCCGAAUAGAUGGCAUUUGAUGUAGGGAUUUCUUUUUGUUUUGCCAAAUUGAUGGCAUUUGAUGUAGGGAAAUUUUCAUGAA